AUGGAAACAGGGAAGCAUGAUGAGACUGAAGAUGAGAACAAACUGGAUGGGGAAAAGCUGAUUGAGGAGAGAUCCAAAGAGGUGGAAACCCCUAAAGAUGAUCCGAAAGGAAAUCAAGAGGCGAGAAGAUUAUGGGUUGACGUGAUAAGUGAGAAUCGAAAUCCAACAAAAGGAAGGAUGAUGUCUUAUGUGGCACCGAAAAUGGUAGAGGGACAAAUUGAAAUCGAGAUUGAGGAUGAGGACAUCGAAUCUGAAAUUAGAUAUUGGGAAAAUGCCCUAAUCCUAUAUGUGCUGGGGGGUGACCUCAAUAUGAAUACGAUUAAGAAUUUCAUGGAGAGAAACUGGAAUUUUGUGCAGCUGCCAAACUUGUAUUAUCACGAUGAUGGGUACUUCCUGCUAAGAUUCAAAUCACAUGACGAUAUGGAAGUGGUGGUGAUGAAGGGUCCCUAUACAAUAAGAAGCAUGCCGGUGGUACUCAAAGAGUGGAGAACUGAUUUUAGUCUGAAGCAGGACAUGCUACGAACCAUACCGAUAUGGAUAAAACUUCCCAAGCUCCCGUUGUAUCUUUGGGGCGAACGAAGCCUUAACAAAAUUGGCAGUGCCAUUGGUACACCCAUGGUUACUGAUGAAUGCACUACCCACAAACUCAGAGUUUCCUAUGCCAGGAUGUUAGUGGAGGUCGACAUUACUAGAAAAUUGGUGGAAGAAAUUGCUAUCAAGGAUAAAGAUGGAAGAAAUGUUACAAAUGAUUUGGUUAGACACCAACCAGUUACCCAAAGAUCCUUAUCCACCAAAAGGUCAAAAAGAUCCUCAGCCACCAACUUAAGCCAGGAAAUAAUCCAAGCUUCUUCCCUUCGAAGAUUCACCUUUAAUGAUCUUAAGUUGGCAACAAGAAAUUUUGAGUCUAAGAAUCUUCUUGGUGAGGGGGGUUUUGGAACUGUGUUGAAAGGUUGGGUCAAUGAGCAUGAGAACUUUGCAGCACGACCUGGAACAGGGACUCCAGUUGCAGUGAAGACUCUCAACCCAAAUGGAUUUCAAGGUCAUAAAGAAUGGCUUGCUGAAAUUAAUUAUCUUAGUGAGCUCCAUCAUCCAAAUCUGGUUAGAUUGGUUGGCUAUUGCAUCGAAGAUGCUAAAAGGUUACUAGUAUAUGAGUAUAUGUCUCAAGGAAGCUUAGACAACCAUUUGUUCAAGACGGCAACUAAGCACCUUACAUGGCCUAUCAGAAUGAAAAUUGCAAUUGGUGCUGCUAAUGCCCUUGCAUUUUUGCAUGAGGAAGCUUCAAGGCCAGUAAUAUUCCGAGAUUUCAAGACAUCUAAUGUCCUAUUGGAUGAGGACUACAAUGCAAAACUUUCUGACUUUGGGCUUGCCCAAGAUGCUCCAGUGGGAGAUAAAACUCAUGUUUCCACUGAAGUAAUGGGAACACAAGGCUAUGCAGCCCCUGAGUAUGUGAUGACGGGACACCUUACUUCCAAGAGUGAUGUCUAUAGCUUUGGGGUGGUUCUACUUGAAAUGCUGACAGGAAGAAGAGCCGUGGAUCAAAGAGUUCCUAGGAAGGAGCAAAACUUGGUGGAAUGGUUGCGUCCUCGUCUUAGGGAGAAAGAUAAUUUUCACUAUCUAAUGGAUCCAAGACUUGGAGGUCAAUACCCAAUGAAAAGUGCUCGUAGGGCAUUGUGGUUGGCCACUCACUGUAUUCGUCAUAACCCUAAAUCAAGACCCCUUAUGAGUGAAGUGGUUCGUGAGUUGAAAUCUUUGCCUCUUUUUCGUGAUGAUGAUGACAUGGUUUCUCAACCUGGUCCCACAACUUCAUCAGUUUCCUCAGUCUCAAUUCCCUCAACCUCACUUCAAAGAUUGGAUGUAGGCCCCUCCAACCAUGGUGGUGCGAACAAGUAUGGCCUCAGAACAGGUCAAUCACCAUACGUUCGAAGGCACUUUCAAGCCUAUCCUCUACCUCUUCCAAAUCCUGGUGUUGGAUCUUCAUCCAAUCCUACUGUUGCAUCUUUGUCCAAUGUAGUAGUUAACCCUAGUGUUCGACAACCGAUCUAA
Molecule: messenger RNA, 2043 nt
Organism: Glycine soja
Lineage: Eukaryota; Viridiplantae; Streptophyta; Magnoliopsida; Fabales; Fabaceae
Product: probable serine/threonine-protein kinase PBL11
Exons: 6
Coding region: 1-2043 (680 amino acids)
Biological process (GO): protein phosphorylation
Molecular function (GO): ATP binding; protein kinase activity
Source: RefSeq, a predicted model, not a curated record